Messenger RNA from Notolabrus celidotus (New Zealand spotty), 4835 nucleotides. RefSeq names its product ELAV like neuron-specific RNA binding protein 2 (gene elavl2). The transcript has 8 exons. The coding region runs from base 1361 to 2530 and encodes 389 amino acids. Gene Ontology annotation, molecular function: RNA binding. Gene Ontology annotation, cellular component: ribonucleoprotein complex. Lineage: Eukaryota; Metazoa; Chordata; Actinopteri; Labriformes; Labridae. The record is from RefSeq and is a predicted model, not a curated record.
UUUGAGGACACUGUGUGGAUUCAGAUCAUGCAUCCACUGUAGUCUCAGGCAGCUCUUAUUGCAUGUUAACGCGACUGGAAAGUCACCGUGAUCUGAUGCAUUCAUGUUUCCACUGACGCCUGGUGAUUUUUCUACUCUGAAACUGCGCUGCCUUGGCAUAUCUUGCAAGAUAGGAUGAGAGGGCGAUCUCCGCACAUGUGCUCAAAUCUUAACCAUCCGAGGCUGCAGACGUGGUCGGGCGCAUUUAUUGCUCCAGUCUUGAGAAAUAUGGGCCUUGGUAGAGUGCUGAAACGUGGGAUCCGCAUAGUAGUGGGCUACUCCACAGCAUCCUAUAAGGAAACAACGAUAUGAUUGGCUUUGGGAGACAUUAGGAUUAACCCUCAGUGUUUUACAGGUUUAUUUGACAUGUAGCCUAUACUAUAGUAAAUAGAUCUAUUUAUGCCUUUUAUUUUAUCUGAUUCAAAGCAUUUCAUUUAGAGUAUUUCCUUCAAAGCAUGUGCAAAUUAAAAUGUGAUUUAAACAAACUGUUGGAGUAAUGGAAGGUUGGCUCCUGCGAUUUAAAUGUAAAAUAGCCUCUAGGGCUGAGGAUUCAGUGUAACUGUAAGAGGAGUUUGCUAUAUAGGUUAAGUGUAGCUUGUGUGUUGCGCUACUCUGAGUUUCUGGUUCAUAUGUUCUAAGUUGUUUUAUGAUUCUCAUAUUUGUAUGCAUUUUUCCCAAGUUCCAUGUCGAUAUUAACUGUGAGGUGGAUACAAGCAAACCCCAAAAGCACAGCUCUUGUUAAUAUUCUGACCUUUUUAUCCUAAAAUUAAUUCAUCAGCAUUCCCAUUUUAUUAGGAUUUGUCUAAAAUAUGAUUAUUUUAAUGUAAUUAGCAUGACUGGUCUGUACGAGCAAAAAGUAACAGCAUGGUCAGCUGAAUUAAACCUAGAUGUGAAUCUUUUUAUUCUUUAAACUUGAUUUAAAUGUAACUACCUAUUUUAGCUCUGUUCUUCUGAACACCCUCAGGACCAAGCUGAUGUGGCAGCGUGACGCAGUAAGGGGCCACUGCAUCAGCAGUUUCCUUGAUGUGCAUUUUGUUUUGCUGUAGAAUGAGCUGAAACACCCUCCCCAUGCUAGGUAGCAUUUAGCUCAAAGUACACCUGCAGCAAAUCAAUUAGUUAAUAGUGUAUUUCCGGGGUAGAGACGGGGUCUUUGCUGAUUGGCUAAGGGUCUGAUUAGUUUACUUAGGGUGGCCACGUUCCCGCCUCCGCCCCUUUUCUACUGCGCAAAGACUGCAACGAAAAGUUUGAUGUCUGCAGACUUUACAUCAAUAAAUACCCGCGACGCCUAUACAACAUCUCAAGACGGCAACUCCAAACUAACAUGGCAGUCAGACUGUGCGAUGUGGCUUCUCUGCUUAGAAGUGGUUCGUGGGCGCCUGAGCCUUGGACUGGGCAGGUAAUUGCUGCCAUGGAAACACAGCUGUCCAAUGGGCCAACGUGCAACAACACGAGCAACGGUCCUUCAACAAUCUCGAACAACUGCUCCUCGCCUGUAGAGUCAGGGAGCAUAGAGGACAGUAAAACUAACUUGAUAGUCAACUAUCUGCCUCAGAACAUGACCCAAGAGGAGCUGAAGAGUUUGUUCGGGAGCAUCGGAGAAAUCGAGUCCUGUAAACUAGUUCGAGACAAAAUCACAGGGCAGAGCCUAGGAUACGGAUUUGUGAAUUAUGUGGACCCCAAGGACGCAGAAAAAGCCAUCAACACCUUAAAUGGCUUGAGACUUCAGACCAAAACCAUCAAGGUUUCCUACGCGCGUCCAAGCUCCGCCUCCAUCAGAGAUGCAAAUUUGUACGUCAGUGGCUUGCCAAAAACCAUGACUCAGAAAGAACUGGAGCAGCUCUUCUCUCAGUAUGGACGCAUCAUUACCUCACGCAUACUGGUGGACCAGGUGACCGGCGUCUCCAGAGGAGUUGGUUUUAUUCGUUUUGACCGGCGAGUCGAGGCCGAGGAGGCCAUCAAAGGUCUGAACUGUCAGAAGCCGCCAGGUGCCACCGAACCAAUCACAGUCAAGUUUGCGAACAACCCGAGCCAGAAGACCAGCCAGGCCCUGCUGUCCCAGCUGUAUCAGUCACCCAAUCGAAGGUACCCAGGACCCCUCGCACAGCAGGCACAACGCUUCAGGUUGGACAAUCUGCUGAACAUGGCCUAUGGAGUCAAAAGCAGGUUCUCGCCCAUGGCCAUCGACGGGGUGACCAGCCUGGCUGGCAUCAACAUCCCGGGGCACGCGGGCACCGGCUGGUGUAUCUUCGUCUACAACCUGGCUCCGGAUGCAGAUGAAAGCAUCCUCUGGCAGAUGUUUGGGCCGUUUGGUGCCGUCACAAACGUCAAGGUUAUCCGCGACUUCAACACAAACAAGUGCAAAGGAUUUGGUUUUGUCACCAUGACAAACUACGACGAGGCGGCUGUGGCCAUCGCCAGCUUGAACGGAUACCGCCUCGGGGACAGAGUGCUGCAAGUCUCGUUCAAAACCAACAAAACACACAAAGCCUAAUACCCACUGAGAUUGUUUCUAGAAAACUCAGCAGAAAAUGGAAACAGAAAAUGGAAGCGCAUCGACCGUAACUUUCUACAUUAGUAAAAACAGCUUUGUAAAUCAGUGUUACGAAGAAAAACAAUAUUUAGCGUCCAACAAUGUGAUUUAUUUUUGUUCUUUUCAUUGCUACGCUUUGAAUCUUCUCAAUAUACUUUAAAACAAGAAAAAAAUCCUGCAGGUCUGAAUGCCUGUGAUGUUGAAUUCUCUUGCUGUCUUGACAGAUGGACCAUCGUUAAAAAACGUUACUAUAGGUUUUGUCAUUUUGUUGCACAUCUGCUUUGAAACAGUAAGUCUUGUAAGGUUUGUGUAGUGAUUUUCUUUGUAUUAAUCUGUGUCCUGAUUUUUUGCCUUAGGUGCGUUAUGCCUUCAGUGGUUAGCAAGUACUUCUUUUGAACUCUUUGCAGUUUAGUUGAUUUUGUAAGUAUUCCGUUCAUUGUAAUAUAAGUUGGUUAUUGGUUGGCUGCAUAAUGUUGCUUAUUGUAAACUUAACGGAUAAAAGACAAAAAAAAAAUUCUUAAAGCAGUACCUUGCCAAAGAGCUAAGAACCUCUUUGAUGUGGGUUUAAAAAGCAUCUAUUUUUAUAAAAAGAAAAAUUUGGAGAAACUUUUUACUGGACCUGGAACAAAAUAUUUUGACUUGGAUACUUUGAGAAAUAUCUUCAUAUGACACCUUGUGAGCUUUUGAACUUUACAGGAAAGUUUGCAGUGGUUGAAAUUUCUGGGGAGAUUUAUGAUGUAAAAGAUACCUUUUGAGAUCUUUGUAUUAUCUUUAGAUUAUAGAAUCAAUGGCAGUGCUGGUUUCAUUUGUAAAAUCAUCUGUGGGUCCCCCCGUCAUCCUGAUUGUUCUGACUAGCGACUCGCUUUCCGAUUUGAUUUGGAAACGGACAAAAAAACAAAGUUUUUUUCGCUUAAAGUGCAUGCAAAAUUAUAACGUAAUGGAGAAAUCUACAAGGUCAACGGGGGGAUCUAAAAUCAGUUCUUCCUAAAGGAUUCCCUUCAGACGGAUCUCAUGGUGUUUGUGGUGUACCUACGAUAUAUCAUUAGACUGAUUUUGUCUUAAUAUUGACCAAUAAGGGUUUUUACAUACUUUGUAUGAAAGAAUGAGGGCAGCCAGUGAAGGCAGCAGCUUAAGAAAAACUAGUCUGAAGAAUAGAACGGAUUACUCCUGAGCUUUGAGCUCUGUAAAUAAGUCCUUUUUUAUGUUGAGUAUUUGCCAGACUUCUUUUGGUUCUAGUUUGGACUUCAUCGGAAAGUGUGAUCUUAUAUAUCGUUUCUUUUUACUUUUAUGGAGUAUGUAAGGUACUUUUAUUUUGAAUAUUUACAGUUUAAUUUUAAAGUUUGCCUUCCGUUUAAAAUAUUUGAUUUCUUGUCCCAUGGACUAGCAUUACAGUGCAUCAAAUUUGUUGGUUGUUUGGUCUGUAGAUAGUCUUGCUUCGUAAAAAAAGGUAUUAAGAAACUAUAGACAUAUGUUUUUGUUUUUUAUAUAUAAACAUUAUAGAUAUAUAUUUAUGUGGUAAAGAAUGGAUAUAAACCACAGUUUUGAACUAUUUGAUUAGUUUUUUUUUCAUACUCAUAUAUAUACGUAAUGCAUAUAACCUGUCUUUAAAAUCGUAAAAAGGUGUAUAUUGCUUUAUUCACUUUGGGGGAAGGUCAGUGAAGCAGUUCCAUUUAGCAAAAUUUGGUUGCAAGAGUUUGUGGAACAACAUCUAACUCAUCUCGAACAAACAGACGGAGGCCGGUGGAGCCUCAGAUGCACUGAAAACUGCACCUGCAUCCUGCUUGGCAUUUAAACCAAUUACUAGUCAUGCUUCCCCUUAAUGAGCAGUGUGCUAUGCAUUAUAUAAUUAUCUUUGCGACUGCUUUUUCUCGUUUAUCUAUUCCUUCUUUGUGUUACUUGUAAAAGUUAAAUUUAAGUCUAGAUGAGUUGUGAUACUUGCUGCUGUGGGGUUGAGGUGACAUUUUUCAUGCCUGACCAGCCAUUGUUGAAAAAUCUUUUCUUUCCUUCAUGAUUAUUUGGUCCUAACAAAUUGUGCUGAUGGUCCGGCAUGAAAAACUGUUUCCUCCCGCCCCUUUUUUCUCAAUUCUUAAUAUGAGAAUGAUUAUUUAUUUGAAGUUGUAUAGUCUGACUCGGUUCACAGCAUUUUUGGAAUAGAAUAUCUUUUGUUGAGUAUUUAAAAGGAUGUACAUGUUCUUUACUUUGUGUUUGAAUACUUUGGAUUUUUUCCAUGUUCAGUACAUCAAUAAAUAAGUUGAAGGGCAAUGAA